This is a messenger RNA of Pongo pygmaeus (Bornean orangutan), 906 nucleotides long. It is a transcript of the gene LSM1, whose product is annotated as LSM1 homolog, mRNA degradation associated. The record is from RefSeq and is a predicted model, not a curated record. NCBI's taxonomy places the organism in Eukaryota, Metazoa, Chordata, Mammalia, Primates, Hominidae. The transcript is spliced from 4 exons. Gene Ontology annotation, cellular component: Lsm1-7-Pat1 complex; P-body. Bases 168 to 569 code for a protein of 133 amino acids. Gene Ontology annotation, molecular function: mRNA binding. Gene Ontology annotation, biological process: deadenylation-dependent decapping of nuclear-transcribed mRNA.
GAGGAGCUUCCGGCAGGCCCCGGCGGCUGAAAGCCGGGGCAGAAGUGCUGGUCUGGGUCGGGAUUCCGGGCUCGGUCCCGCCGAGGCGGCGACUGCGGUAGGAGGGAGGAGGUUUUGGACGCGCUGGCUUCCCGCCGCUGUGCAUUGCAGCAUUAUUUCAGUUCAAAAUGAACUAUAUGCCUGGCACCGCCAGCCUCAUCGAGGACAUUGACAAAAAGCACUUGGUUCUGCUUCGAGAUGGAAGGACGCUUAUAGGCUUUUUAAGAAGCAUUGAUCAAUUUGCAAACUUAGUGCUACAUCAGACUGUGGAGCGUAUUCAUGUGGGCAAAAAAUACGGUGAUAUUCCUCGAGGGAUUUUUGUGGUCAGAGGAGAAAAUGUGGUCCUACUAGGAGAAAUAGACUUGGAAAAGGAGAGUGACACACCCCUCCAGCAAGUAUCCAUUGAAGAAAUUCUAGAAGAGCAAAGGGUGGAACAGCAGACCAAGCUGGAAGCAGAGAAGUUGAAAGUGCAGGCCCUGAAGGACCGAGGUCUUUCCAUUCCUCGAGCAGAUACUCUUGAUGAGUACUAAGUCUUUUGCCCAGAGGCUGUUGGCUCUUGAAGAGUAGGGGCUGUCGCUGAGUGAAAGUGACAUCCUGGCCACCUCACGCAUUUGAUCAGAGACUGUAGAGUUUUGAAAAGUCACUUUUAUUUUUAAUUAUUUUACAUAUGCAACAUGAAGAAAUCGUGUAGGUGGGUUUUUUUUUAAAAAAAAUAACAAAAUCACUGUUUAAAGAAACAGUGGCAUGGACUCCUUCACACGUCACUGUGGCACCAGCAACUACUUCUUUAUAUUGUUCUUCGUAUCCCAAAUUAGAGUUUACAGGGACAGUCUUCAUUUACUUGUAAAUAAAAUAUGAAUCUCAAAA